Molecule: messenger RNA, 1723 nt
Organism: Pristis pectinata (smalltooth sawfish)
Lineage: Eukaryota; Metazoa; Chordata; Chondrichthyes; Rhinopristiformes; Pristidae
Gene: cenpk
Product: centromere protein K
Exons: 8
Biological process (GO): kinetochore assembly; mitotic sister chromatid segregation
Cellular component (GO): nucleus
Source: RefSeq, a predicted model, not a curated record
GUUCAGAACCAGCUGACCCUGUGUGACCCGAGGGCCGAGGUCCAGGACUCGGAAAACCCGCUGGCUGUGCUGUUGGCUCGCGAGAGGGCGCUGCUGGCAGAGCUGAAUGUCCAGAAGAGCAGGCACCCCAAGCCCCUGCUCGUCAACCAGGAGGUGCUGACCUGCUUGGGAAAGCAAGAGUUACAGAACACUGACCAGCAGCUUGAAAUGAUCCUCUCCUGCGUUAGAGCCCGGAAAAAGUCCUUGCAGGAGCAGUUAGGGAGGGAGCAGAAGUGGCUGACAGAGGAGCAGGAGAUUGAGAGGUCCCUGCGGGAGAGAGAGGAUGCGAGGCAGACCGUCUUCCAGAGUCUAUCGGCGAACAGCGCCUUGCAGAAGAUGAGGAGGGACCUGCAGAAGCUGACCUCUCAGAAGGAGAAGCUGCUGACCGCCCUGGGCAGCUUCCUGGAUGAGCACUACCCUCCCCCCGGCGAGGCGGAGACCGGCGGCAAGAAGAAGAGACUGACCCACGGGAACGCUGCCGACCUCAUCACUUUCCAUGAAAUGCUGGAGCGCCUGAUGACCAGGGCGAUGGGCAGCCCCCACGACCCGUACCUGGAGCUGGACGAGUCGUACUGGCCCCCCUACGUGGAGGCGCUGCUGCGUCACGGUGUGGCUCUGCGCCACCCCCAGGACUCCCGUCGCAUUCGCUUGGAGGACUUCCACGAGUAGCUGAGUGAGAGAGGGAGCCCCCCUCCCCCCUUUUCCCAUGUGGUCGGGGAUGAGUGGGAGUGAGGGAUAUGUACGGGCUGCUGUGUGUUUGGAUGUGUAUCUGCACAGUGGGGCACGUCACCACAAUUGCCUGUAGUGCACGUGUGGAGUAAGUGAUAGGGAGGGCUGUGUGUGUGUGUGUGUGUGUGUGUGUGUGUAUGCAGACUGCUUGUGCAGGUGUGUGUGUGUGUGUGUGUAUAGACACGACUUGUGCAGACGUGUGUGUGUAUAGUCAUGAUUGUACUUGUGUAGGGGUGUGUGUGUGUACAGGCACGACUACUUGUGUAGGGUGUAUGUGUACAGGCACGACUGUACUUGUGUAAGGAUGUGUGUGUGUGUAUGUGUAAUAUACAGUGUCUGCAUUUUCUGGGGUAGUGCAACCCUACCCCCCCAACAGUCAGCCUGUUGCAAGGUUGCACACCCCUGCCCUCACCUGUCAGUAAAGCAUGCCUGCGGACGCCUCUUGAGGUGGGAUCUACAGCACCAGCUCUUCCUGGAGCCAGCCGUGUCCCUGGUCCACAGCCGGAGCCAGGCUUCUCCCCGCCUUCCUGCGUCGUGCUGCUUCAAGCUACUGCCGCAGUGAUCCAUCAUCCUCGUUUGGUCCGAGGUACGACAGGAGCCGUAUGUCCCUGUGUCUGUCGGGGGUCGGCGGCGGGUGCCCUCGGAGGUGGCUGGCCAGCAGCUGUAUCGGGAUAUGUGGGCAGGACUUCCACUCGUGAGCUGCCUCUACUGCCGUCAGUUCACCAAAGACUGCGGCUUUGAUUGAUGAGUUGGACUGAGUUAUAGCCUCGUCAGCUGAUGUGGUCAGACAGAACUCCAGGGUAGGUUCGAUGUCAUUAGGCUCAGAUAACGUAAGAGGAGCAACCUUUUUGUCAUGUUCCGGUUUGGAAAAUAAAAUGUUGCCUUGUUUAAACACAGGGUAAAACUCCCUCUGCACUGUCCCAUCACACACUCCCGGGUUCAGACACAGGGUCAA